Molecule: messenger RNA, 4670 nt
Organism: Scaptodrosophila lebanonensis
Lineage: Eukaryota; Metazoa; Arthropoda; Insecta; Diptera; Drosophilidae
Gene: Br140
Product: peregrin
Exons: 5
Coding region: 172-4446 (1424 amino acids)
Biological process (GO): regulation of transcription by RNA polymerase II
Cellular component (GO): MOZ/MORF histone acetyltransferase complex
Molecular function (GO): protein binding
Source: RefSeq, a predicted model, not a curated record
AUUUCGCAUUUUUUGCAACAAGCCAGCAAAAAUAAAGUAGCAGAUAACAAAAGAAGCGCGCUGCAAUAACAAAAUAAACAUGUAUAUAUGAGAGCACCAUAAGCCGGAGUAGACAUUCGUCACCAAUAGCAAAUUUCAGGCCAACAGCAUAACAAACAAUACGCUGCAGCAAUGGGACUCGAUUUUGAUGCCGUGGAGUACUGCAAGAGCGUGAAAAUAAAACAGUCCCAGCCGCCAUACGCAUGUCCGGUGCGCGGAUGUGAUCGCAGCUACAAGACCAUUGUCGGACUGCAGUAUCACCUGGUAAAAUACGAUCACGACAACCCACAGCCCUUGACACCUGUGCUGACGCCAAGUCGAAAAAAGGCGCGAUCUCGAGCGCACCAUUCAACGCCUAAAGACAAUGGCAGUGGCGGCGAUGGCUCCAGCACGGGUGGUGGUGACGCCAAGAACGGCUGUGCCGGGAGCAGCGGAAGUGCACGACAGCAACAAUAUUCGAAUCCGGAGUCUCUGGUGUCAUACAACGAGGAGGAGGAAAUGGUUACAUUUAACAUCGACGGCAAAAGCGUUCGUAUAGGAAUAGAUGAGCCGUUGCCGUUAAUUGACGACGAGGAGUUCGCUUCGCUGGUGGAGCGAGGGUGCAUACUGAAUGCAGACGCACCACCUUUAGAGGAGAAUGCGCCGUGGGCGCGUGUACAGGUGCCGGAGGCGAAUGUGCGCGAAAUUGAAGACUACAAUGUGCCUGAUGCGCCACCUAGGCCGCUAGCCUACUAUCGCUUCAUUGAGAAAUCAGCAGAAGAGCUGGACGGCGAAAUUGAAUACGAUGUGGAUGAAGAGGACAGCGCCUGGCUAGAACAUAUGAACGAGCAGCGUGAAAAGUCUGGCCUGCACACUGUGAGCAUCGAUACCAUGGAAAUGCUAAUGGAUCGGCUUGAGAAGGAGUCACACUUUCAAGCAGCGGCAAACGGUACGCCCACAGGCGUCGAGGUGGAUGAUGAUGCAGUGUGCUGCAUUUGCCUAGACGGUGAGUGCCAAAACACGAACGUGAUACUCUUUUGCGACAUGUGCAACCUGGCCGUACAUCAAGACUGCUACGGUGUGCCCUACAUUCCGGAGGGUCAGUGGCUUUGUCGUCGUUGCCUGCAAUCACCCAGCAAGCCAGUCAAUUGUGUGCUCUGUCCAAAUGCCGGUGGCGCUUUCAAGCAGACGGAUCAUGGCCAGUGGGCGCAUGUGGUGUGUGCGCUGUGGAUACCGGAGGUGCGCUUUGCGAAUACUGUGUUCUUGGAGCCAAUUGAUUCUAUUGAAACCAUACCACCGGCACGCUGGCGUCUUACCUGCUACGUGUGCAAAGAGAAAGGCCUGGGGGCCUGCAUACAGUGCCACCGAAAUAGUUGCUACGCUGCCUUCCAUGUGACAUGUGCCCAGCAGGCGGGGCUCUACAUGACGAUGGACACGGUGAAGGACGGGCACAACGAUUCGUCGAUGCAUGUGCAGAAAUUUGCCUAUUGUCAUGCACACACGCCGGCAGAUGCUAAGCUAAAGACCAAUGUGCCGGAUUUCGAGGAUACGCGUCACAAGAUGCGCGAGGCGCGAAAGGCUCUGGCGAAAAAGCGGUCCACGGCGCCGGUAGUGCUCAUUCCGACGAUACCACCGGAGCGGGUGCACGAGAUCGCCAGCAUGGUGAACAUGCAAAAGAAGAAAGAGUUUCUUGAUCGCAUCAUUGCUUAUUGGACGCUCAAGAGGCAUUAUCGCAAUGGCGUGCCGCUGCUGCGACGUCUGCAAAGUCAGGGUAACAACCACGGCGUUAUUCAGCGCAAUGGCAUUGAGGGCUCUCCGGACACGAAGGAACUGUAUCGACAGCUCAAAUAUUGGCAGUGCCUACGUCAGGAUCUGGAACGAGCACGUCUGCUUUGCGAGCUGGUCCGCAAGCGUGAGAAGCUGAAAGUUGCCUUUGUAAAAAUAUCCGAGGAGGUCGUCAUGCUGCAGCUGAAUCCACUGGAGUUGGCAUUUAGCAAGCUGCUUGAUGCGCUUGAAUCGCGCGAUACACUAGAGAUUUUCCGUGAACCCGUCGACAUUACCGAAGUGCCCGAUUACAUGGACAUUGUUAAACAACCCAUGGAUCUGGGUACAAUGCGCCAUAAGCUCAAGGAGUACAAGUAUACGAUGCUUGAACAAGUUGAGGCUGAUUUCGAUCUAAUGAUACAAAACUGCUUGGCUUACAACAACAAGGAUACGGUUUUUUAUCGUGCUGGCAUACGGAUGCGAGAUCAGGCAGCGCCGCUGUUUGUCCAACUGCGCAAGGAGCUGCAACGUGAUGGGCUCUUGGAUCGCACGAAUCGCUCGCAAGUGGAUCACGUCGAAGCAGAGGUGGAGGAGGAGUUGCGUCAACUAUUAGCGCUGGCACCAAGCGAUGGUGUAGUGCAAAAAUUACUCAUAUUGGCGGACAAGUCACAGGUGCUUAAAAAUCCCAGCUAUCGCACUAAGAAAAUCAAACAGAUACGAGUAGAGACAAACCGCAUUCGCAAGGCUCUGCAAAAAGCACGAUAUCUGGCGCGGCACUCAGCACGGAAUUCGCAAAGUGACGAGGAUGGUGAACAUGGCGUAACGUCAUCUAAAAAGCGCACUCGUAUACGUCGCUCAACGAAUGCGAUGGAAGUGGAUGAAGAUGACGAUGUGGAGGAUGUGGAGGAGCAUGAUGAUGAUUCGGAAGAUGAUUCAAUGGGUGAUGACGGCGCCUCGAAAGACACAACAAAUACAGUACAAACACCGCCUUGUAGUCCCAUCAAGAGCCUGAACAAUAGCACCUCGCCAGUGGGUAUUAAUAGAAGAACGGCCAUUUUAUUGACGCGCAAAUCACAGGCAGCCUUAAAACGUCCAUCGGAAGCACAGACGACUCCCGUUAAGGAGGAGCAGCACAAUUCCCAGUCAUCAAGCAUGCAAUCCACAGGCACCUCAUCAUCGACGGCCGCAACGGCAGCAACCAGUACGCUUAAUGCUCAAACACUCAACCCCGCGGCGCCGACCACCUCGAAUUUUGCGUUAACGCACAACAACAACAGUACAGGUGCCGCUGCAGUGGCCAAUGCAGCAACAGCUGUAGUCUCCGCCAGCUUAACCUCAUCUGCACUCUCAAUAAGUAACAAGCUGGGCCUGACAGCGCUCUCACAUACUGCGAAUUCGGUGAACUCGUCAACGGCCGCCAAGUCGCCCAAACGCAAUGCGCGUUACAAGCGUUUGCCCGAGCUACGGAAUAGCGCUUCGAUGUCACCAAAGAAAUCACCAAAUGCUGUACCUGCGGUGCCAUCAGAGUCGCUGCCUUUCGAGCGCAUACCGGAUAGUUUCCGAGUAUAUCGGGCCAAUAAUCAGCGCGAUGUUAGCGACAGCGACGAUGGACCCUCGCAGUCAAGCAGCCCGUGCAGCAGCUGUUCCGACUUUAGCUUAACGGGCAGUUGCUCGGACUUUGACAGCGACGAGGCAAGCGAUGGCGAUGUUCACAGCGAGGACGGGGACACGGAUGAGCAUGAUAGUGAUGGCAGUACAGCUGCUACAAAAGGUGUCAGAGAUCUUCGAGCGAUUCGUGACGGCUCACAGGAUUGCACAACAGAUGCCAUGGAUCAGCAUCAUGCCAGCAUGAACAAUGCAGACGGAAAUGGAGAUAUGGCCGUUAGCAGUAGUGGUAGUAGCUCAGAAAGUGAUAAUACGCAGGAAGGAGGAGCCAUCGCAUCCAAAAAACGCGUGACACGCAGCACCCCAACGCUGCAAGCGGACAAGCGUCUGCCUCUACCGGCGGGGCGUGGCAAAGGAAAAAGGCGUAGCAAUUUCAGCGAAUCCACAACAUCAACAGCAACGCCACCGCCACAAACACGCGGUAUGAACAAGUCCACAAAGCUUCGACCCGCAACGCCAAAUGCGUCGACGCCACUGGUGAACAACAUCAAGUCAAGACGAAGUACAGUGAGCUGCACGAACAACAACAAGAGCAAAAAGUCAAGCGACGAAUUGGAGGAGUCCGUUGGUUCGCGAAGAAAGCAGCAUAAUAACACUGUUCAAAAACCGGCGCUGGAGCCUCUGCAGCUUGUGUGGGCGAAGUGUCGUGGUUACCCAUGGUAUCCAGCGCUCAUACUGGAUCCAAAGACGCCCAAGGGGUUUGUUUAUAAUGGUGUGCCACUGCCAGCGCCGCCAGCGGAUGUGUUGGCUCUGCGCAAAAACUGCCUAGACGACAUAGUUUUUCUGGUCCUUUUCUUUGAUGUGAAGCGCACUUGGCAAUGGCUGCCUGCCAACAAGCUGGACAUUCUGGGCAUUGACAAGCAGGUGGACCAGCAAAAGCUUGUGGAAUCGCGUAAGCCCGCUGAGCGCAAGGCGGUGAAGAAGGCCUACCAGGACGCGCUGCACUAUCAAAGUCAGGUAUCAGAUCUGGAAGGGCAGGGGCCCGAUCCGAUCAUGUGAAAGCUGUUUUCCCAAAUGCAUUUGUAAAUCGAAUGCGAUUGCACCAGUGAUAAGUGCAGAUUAGGAGGAUGUUGACUUCAGCGUAUUUCAAUAUUAUUUAACAUUCUUCGCAAAUGUUUUGUAAUUUCAACAUUUUAUUUAGGUCCUUACGAUUUUGUUUUUAUAUAAUUUAGAAAAAACAUCAACAUUUCAACAUCCCGCUCGCCUUGUGUUUGCAGAAAUGA